This is a messenger RNA of Pedinophyceae sp. YPF-701, 1665 nucleotides long. The record is from the annotation of a GenBank genome assembly. NCBI's taxonomy places the organism in Eukaryota, Viridiplantae, Chlorophyta, Pedinophyceae.
AUGUUCAUCCCCGCGCCGCUCGAGGCCCACUCCAGUGGGGACGAGCAGGGCGCGACUUUGCCGGAGAGCUUCGAGAUUCGCCACUGUCCGGCAUCCGAGGGCGUCGCACAGACUCUGGCAUCCCUCGUGGAGCAGCACGUCGGCUGGCAGUGCCCCGUCGUCGAGGACGCGGGGGACGGUCUUCCUGGCCCCUCUGCCGCUGGUGUACGGCUGUGCACGGACCCCGUCCGCUCGGACCUGCGCGCCAUCGACAAGAACUCCGACGAAGCCUACCACCUCGAGGUCUCUUCGUCCGGCGUGUGCAUCGUCGGCACCACCGCGCACGGCCUCUUCAAUGGGUGCAUGAGCUUCCUCCAAAUGCUCCCCGCGACGCCGCCCGCGGGCCCCACGAUCGCGCUUCCCGCAAUCGUCGUCCGCGACGCUCCUAGGUUCGGUUGGCGCGGCGUGCUGCUGGACACGGGGCGGCACUACUUCUCCGUGGAGUUCCUGAAGCGCGUGCUCGACGCCUGCGCGCUGCACAAGAUCAACCGCUUCCACUGGCACCUCACGGAGGACCAGGGGUGGCGCAUUGAGAUCAAGCGCUACCCCCGGCUGACCGAGGUGGGCGCCUGGCGCGAGGGCCGCGAGGGCAAGCCCUACGGCGGCUUCUACACGCAGGAGGAGGUCCGCGAGGUCGUCGCGUACGCGCAGGAGCGCCACAUCACCGUCGUCCCGGAGAUUGAGCUCCCCGGGCACUGCUGCGCGGCGCUGGCGUCGUACCCGGACCUGUCGUGCACGGGCAAGGUCGCGACGGUGCCCAACCAGUGGGGCGUGCACUCGGACGUGUACUGCGCGGGGAACGAGGAGGUGUUUGAGUUCCUGCGCUGCGUGCUCGAGGAGGUGUGCGAGCUGUUCCCGAGCCCGUGGGUGCACAUCGGGGGCGACGAGUGCCCGAAGGUCGCGUGGUCGCGCUGCGAGCGCUGCCAGGCGCGCAUCCGCGACCGCGGCCUGUCGAACGAGUCGGAGCUGCAGAGCUGGUUCAUCUGGCGGGCGUCGCAGAUCCUGGCCGCGCUCGGGCGGCGGCUGAUCGGGUGGGACGAGAUCCUCGAGGGCGGCCUCGUCGAGGGCGCGACGGUCAUGUCGUGGCGCGGCGUCGAGGGCGGCGUCCACGCCGCGCGCAUGGGCCACGACGUGAUCAUGACGCCCACCUCGCACUGCUACCUCGACUACCGCCAGGACACCUCGCCGGACGGGCCGGGCGCGUGGUACGCGAUCCUCCCGCUCGAGGCGUGCUACCUGUUCGACCCGGUGCCCAGGCCGGCGAUGUACGGCGUGGGCGGGCUCCCGGAGUGGUGCGACACGCCCAACAUGCGCAUGUGGCGCGCGCUCGUGUUCCCGGAGGACACGCCGAUGGACGCCGAGGCCGCCUGCCACGUCCUCGGCUCCCAGGCCAACCUCUGGACCGAGUACGUGCCGGACGAGCCCACCGCGGAGUACAUGUUGUUCCCGCGCCUGUGCGCGCUGGCCGAGUCCUUCUGGUCCGACCCCGCGCGCAAGGACUGGGCGUCGUUCCGCGCGCGCAUGGCGCGGCCCGACGGGAUGAUGGCGCGCCUCGCCGCCAUGGGCUUCCGCCCGCGCCCGCUCGACGAGGAGGCCGCCGCGCAGCCCGCCGAGCCGCAGGCGUGA